Messenger RNA from Camellia sinensis, 896 nucleotides. Its product is annotated as transcription factor bHLH52-like. The record is from RefSeq and is a predicted model, not a curated record. NCBI's taxonomy places the organism in Eukaryota, Viridiplantae, Streptophyta, Magnoliopsida, Ericales, Theaceae. Gene Ontology annotation, cellular component: nucleus. Gene Ontology annotation, molecular function: protein dimerization activity; RNA polymerase II cis-regulatory region sequence-specific DNA binding; DNA-binding transcription factor activity, RNA polymerase II-specific. Gene Ontology annotation, biological process: regulation of transcription by RNA polymerase II.
UCCAACUAUGGAGCACUAGAACAUCUCAACCAAGACACAGAUAGCUUCCCACAACCACAACCACAAACACAACCAGAGCUAGCCAUGGAUUUUCUUGGCUUCCAAGACAGUUUUCUCAUCCCAGACCCAACCACUUACGAGUCGAUAAUCCUCUCAGAAACAGCCUAUAGCAAUCUCUUCCCAUACUUUUCUCCAACAUUUGAUCACAAUUCUUCAAACUUCGAACUCUUUCCGCCCCAAGAACUCGAUUUUUAUCCAUACCCAAAACGCCAAAAGAGCUAUGAAGAUCAGUACUACUCAGACUUAAUCGCGCCCGGUUUGUUAAAUGGGUUUGUUUCAAUUAACCCUCCUAUGCUGCCUGAAUUCUCACCGGAGCUUCAUGUUCCUCUGCCGGAGUUCCAUAGUCCGUUGGUUUAUAGUUGUGGAAGUGGUGUUGAGAGUAUUGAGAAUGUGAAGAAACCGAAUGGAGGAUGUUUGUCGGCUCAGACCAUCGCUGCGAGGCAGAGGAGGAGGAAGAUAACAGAGAAGACUCAAGAGCUCGGGAAGCUUAUUCCGGGCGGUCAGAAGAUGAACACUGCUGAAAUGUUUCAAGCUGCUUUUAAGUAUAUCAAGUUCUUGCAAGCCCAAGUUGGAGUUCUUGGAAUGAUGGGUUCAAUUCAGGACAAUGAAGAAGAACCGGUGCAUAGUCAAGAACUACAAGAACUUGUUGCAUCUCCACGCAUUCAAGAGAAGUUGUACUCCUCGGAGAAGUGCAUAGUUCCCAACCAACUUGUUCAAACCCUAGUGAAUGACAGUGAACUCCAAUCGAACUCUCUCGUGUUGAAGGAACUUCAUCAGUAUAUUCCGAUAAGUGGCUGAUAAAAACAGAAAAAAAGGAUGCACAAACUUGUUUAUGU